UCUCUACACAUUCACUUUUGGGUUUUAUCCCGCUCACAUUCACUCUUGGGUUCUAUCCCAAUCACAUUCACUCUUUGGGUUUUUUCAACCCGUCCACAAUCGUUGUAUAUCUUUCACAUUCCUUGUUUUCGCCAUGAAGGGCAUUUCCGUUGUUCUGUUCGGCCUUCAGGCCUCUAUUGUCGCUUCAUCUGCUCUCCUCCUCCCUGGUUCCGAUACUGUUCCCGGUCAACUCGACCAACGCCAGUUGUUGAGCGGGUUAUUCGAUUUUCUCCUUCCCGGGUUGGCCGUAGUAACCACUUCGAAGACAACAUCGACCGUAAAGACAACAUCAGCCACCAGCACUUCGACCUCCCACACUUCGACUUCGACUACAAAGACAACGUCCACGGUAAGUACCUCGACCUCGACCGCAAAGACAUCGAGUACGUCGACCGCAAAGACAACGAGUACGUCGACCGCAAAGACAACGAGUGCAUCGACCGUAAAGACAUCGAGUGCAUCGACCGCAACACCAUCAGCUACAUCGACCGCAAAGGUGUCAGCCACAUCGACCACAAAGGUAUCGACUACAUCGACAACUGGGACAUCGACCGUAACGUCAUUGACGUCAACGGCUUCAACAUCCAGCGCAAGUCUCUCUUCGAACGUUACGAGCUCUGCGGCGGCUCCUCAAAACACCACUGUCGCUUUAGAUGCUGGGACAAUAGACUCGACCAUCUUGAUUCUCGCACGCGACGCAGACUCAGCCAGACAGGCGAGCUCUGGUCUCAAUGGUUACGGUAUUCCAUUCCAAAUCUUGCUUGUACCAUCAGAUGGUGUUGAGCUCCCAACAUUGAACUCGUCUUCUGCGGGUAACUUCGGUGGUUUCAUCGCUCUGUCUGGUCUGUCUUACGACUACGGUAACGAUAACUGGCGCAGUGCUCUGACAGAUGCUCAAUGGAGCCAAUUGUACUCUUACCAGAUCGCUUUCGGCGUGCGCAUGGUACAGCUCGACGUUUAUCCUCAAGCAGCGUAUGGUACCUCUGUCAUCGGUAGUUGCUGCGACAGCGGCGUCGAGCAAUUAAUCUCCUUCAGCAACACCACUGCAUUUGCCCAGGCUGGACUCAAGACGGGCGCUGGUAUGAGCACUCAAGGCUUGUAUCACUACGCCACGGAGAUCACCGAUCCAUCAACCACCUGGGAGGUUGCUCAAUUCGCAGCCAACAGCCAGUACAGCAGUCCUUCCACUGCUGGUGUUAUCAACAACUUCAGUGGACGGGAGCAGAUGGUGUUCUUCACUUCUUGGGCAACAGACUGGUCUCCUACUAGCAACUUCUUGCAACACGCCUUCAUCACAUGGAUGACUCGUGGCUUGUAUGCUGGUUACCGCCGCGUCAACCUUAACGCCCAGAUCGACGACAUGAUGCUGAGCACACCAAUCUACAACGACGCCAACGGCACAAGGUACCGAGUUACUCCGGGGGAUAUGUCGACCAUCCGAGACUGGGUUCCUACUAUCAAUGCGAAAAUGAACCCAGGCAGCUUCUUCAAGCCUGAGGCUGGCUACAACGGCGAUGGUAACCUUAUUGAAGUCGAUCCUUCCUCCUCGAAGCCAGAGUGUGACCCCCACCCCAUCUUUACCGGCUACAACCCCACAACCGCUGAGUUCAAGAAGCCUCUGGGUACUGGAGUUGACCUGUGGCCAUCUACUGCGCCGAGCAAUUACACCUACAGCUCAGACUGCCUCAACCAGGAUGAACUAUCGCAAUGGUACCAGGUCGCGUCGAACCGCGAUCAGCUCAUGCACAUCAGUCACACAUUCACACACGAGCAUCUCAACAACGCCACCUACAACGAUGUCUACCGGGAGAUCAGCUUCAACCAACAUUGGCUCAACCAGGUUGGCAUUUCUCAGGGAACCUUCUCGCCAAAGGGCCUGAUUCCCCCUGCCAUCACCGGUCUCCACAACGGUGACGCGCUGCAGGCGUUCUGGGACCUUGGCCUGAGGAACGCUGUUGGCGACAACGCGCGCCCUGCUCUCCGCAACACAGAGAACCCCAUGUGGCCUUACAUCACCAACACCGCAACUGAUGGCUUCGCUGGCUUCACCGUCGUCCCGCGCUGGCCGCUCAGGAUCUACUGGGACUGCGAUUCCAAGGACUGCACAUUGUCGGAGUGGACGAACACUGGGGGUGGAAGCGGCGAUUUCGCCAAUUUGAUCCUGAACGAGAGGAACGAUAUGAUCAGGUACUUCUUCGGCCUCUACCACGAUGGAGCCAUGUUCCACCAGAUCAAUCUGCGCUCGACAGGAAUGACUCCUUACACCACAGCCGACGGCACCCAGGUUUCCUCUCUGUACCAGACUUGGGUUGAGACCAUUGUGCAAGAGUUCACUCGUCUCUCCAACUGGCCCAUGAUUGCGCUCAAGCAGGAUGAUUUGGCUACUGCUUUCACAGACCGCAUGGCGCGUGACCAGUGCAACUACGCGAUGACCUGGAACAUGUCCGGUGGCAAGACCACUGGAGUCACUGUUACCGCCGAUGGAAACACAUGCCCUGUUGCUAUUCCCAUCACUGUGCCAGGCUCAGUAGUUGACACGAAGGGAUUUGUGACGGAGAAGGUUGGAAACGAUCCGUUGACUGUUUGGGUCAAGUUGACCGGUUCGCCUGUAACGCUGACGUUGUCGAGCCCACUAUGAUGAGUUUUUUUAAUAGUGCGUAUUUCGCCUUUUGUUUUCGAGCGUGUAAUCGACAAAUUGGAUGGAUACUGCGAAGUAGUAAUUGUAUAGACUUUUUCUUUAUGAAUCAAAACGUUCAC
Messenger RNA from Dothidotthia symphoricarpi CBS 119687, 2796 nucleotides. RefSeq lists its product as uncharacterized. The transcript has a single exon. Gene Ontology annotation, biological process: carbohydrate metabolic process. Bases 134 to 2677 code for a protein of 847 amino acids. The record is from RefSeq and is a predicted model, not a curated record. Lineage: Eukaryota; Fungi; Ascomycota; Dothideomycetes; Pleosporales; Dothidotthiaceae.